Molecule: messenger RNA, 1110 nt
Organism: Galeopterus variegatus (Sunda flying lemur)
Lineage: Eukaryota; Metazoa; Chordata; Mammalia; Dermoptera; Cynocephalidae
Gene: AGER
Product: advanced glycosylation end product-specific receptor
Biological process (GO): regulation of inflammatory response; regulation of p38MAPK cascade
Cellular component (GO): plasma membrane
Molecular function (GO): signaling receptor activity
Source: RefSeq, a predicted model, not a curated record
AUGGCAGCAGGGGCAGCAGCUGGAGCCUGGGUGCUGGUCCUCAGUCUGUGGGGGGCAAUAGGUGGCGGUCAAAACAUCACAGCCCGGAUCGGGGAGCCACUGGUGCUGAACUGUAAGGGGGCCCCCAAGAAACCACCCCAGCAGCUGGAAUGGAAACUGAACACAGGCCGGACAGAAGCUUGGAAGGUCGUGUCUCCCCAGGGAGGCCCCUGGGAUAGUGUGGCGCAUGUCCUCCCCAACGGUUCCCUCCUUCUUCCAGCCAUGGGGAUCCAAGAUGAGGGGACUUUCCGGUGCCGGGCAACGAACAGGAAUGGAAAGGAGACCAAGUCCAACUACCGAGUUCGAGUCUACCAGAUUCCUGGGAAGCCAGAAAUUGUAGAUCCUGCCUCUGAACUCAUGGCUGGUAUCCCCAAUAAGGUAGUGGAAGAGAGCGGGAGAAGUAGAAACUAGUCCUGUGAAUGGGAGGGGAGCCUAGCUCUGAGUGUGGGGACAUGUGUGUCCGAGGGGGGCUACCCUGCCGGGACUCUUAGCUGGCACUUGGAUGGGAAACCCCUGCUACCUGAUGGGAAGGGAGUGUCUGUGAAGGAAGAGACCAGGAGACACCCUGAGACAGGGCUCUUCACCCUCCAGUCAGAGCUGAUGGUGAACCCAGCCCGGGGAGGAGCUCCCCACCCCACCUUCUCCUGUAGCUUCAGCCCGGCCCUUCCGCGGCGCCGGGCCUUGCACACAGCCCCCAUCCAGCCCAGUGUCUGGGAGCCUGUGCCUCUGGAGGUCCAAUUGGUGGUGGAGCCAAAAGGUGGAGCAGUAGCUCCCGGUGGAACCGUGACCCUGACCUGUGAAGCUCCUGCCCAGCCCUCUGCUCAAAUCCACUGGAUGAAGGAUGGCAUUGCCCUGCCCCUUGCCCCCAGCUCCGUGCUGCUCCUCCCUGAGGUAGGGCCUCAGGACCAGGGAACCUACAGUUGUGUGGCCACCCAUCCCAGCCAUGGGCCCCAGGAAAGCCCUGCUGUCAGCAUCAGCAUCCUCGAAACAGGAGAGGAGGGACCAACUGCAGGUGAGGGAUUGGACAAAGUCAUAGAAGCAGACAGUCCCCAACACAUGUGACAGGGGAGA